This is a messenger RNA of Linum tenue, 459 nucleotides long. The record is from the annotation of a GenBank genome assembly. NCBI's taxonomy places the organism in Eukaryota, Viridiplantae, Streptophyta, Magnoliopsida, Malpighiales, Linaceae.
AUGGAUGCCCUGUUCGAUUCAAUCAAUGCGCGAGAUCUCCUCUCCGCCGGCGACCUCACGGACCAAACAUGCCCGCUCUCCGCGCCGGAUUUACGCCUCCUCAUAACUCGUCUCGAGUCUCACUCGCUCCGGAUCAAACCCAAAGUUCAAUCCUACCUCAGCGCUCACCACGGCGAGUUCUCCUCUCUCUUCCAGCUCUGCAGCGACGCCGCGUCUUGGACCGUCGAAAUCGACCGGAAAGUUUCUGAUCUCUCGUCUCUCUUGUCGGACACUCCCAUGGACGUCGAAAUCAGGGCAAUUCUCGAAGAGCUGAGGCGGAAGCUAAGCGAGGCGAAGGUGAAGAAGGAAUCGCUUGAAUUGGUGAACGCAAUUGUGCAGAUUAGCGACAGGUUGAAAGGAGUGAAGGAACGAGUGAAGCUUGGCAGGCUGCUUAUGGCUGCCGAGGAAUUGAAGUGCUGA